CCCCCGGCGUCCAAUUCUACGGUGCUUAUCCCAAUCAAGUCCAAACGUAGCAAGCGCCGCCGCACAAAGGCCGCGCUUUGGUCCCGUGAACCCUAUUUUGACUCCAUUCCGAAGAAGCAGGGGAGGAAGCAGAGGAAUCUCUUCGCCGGUAAUCAUGGCGGCGGCGAGAGGCAGUGCACGCACUGCGGCGUAAGGAGAACGCCGCAGUGGCGAGCGGGACCGUGCGGCCCUAAAACGCUGUGUAAUGCUUGUGGAGUCCGGUUCAAAUCAGGCCGGCUGCUGCCGGAGUAUCGGCCGGCGUGUAGCCCGACGUUUAUCAGUAAAGUUCAUUCAAAUAGUCAUAGGGAAGUGCUGGAGAUGCGCCGGAGGAAGUAUGAGCAGAGCUGACCGCACCUUGUCUGAAUUGAAUUAAAAGCUGAUUUUUUUUUUUUCUGGAGGUAUAAAUUGAAUUUAUAAGAGGCGAGAAUUUUAGGG
This is a messenger RNA of Phalaenopsis equestris, 474 nucleotides long. RefSeq names its product GATA transcription factor 7-like. The transcript has a single exon. Gene Ontology annotation, biological process: regulation of DNA-templated transcription. NCBI's taxonomy places the organism in Eukaryota, Viridiplantae, Streptophyta, Magnoliopsida, Asparagales, Orchidaceae. Gene Ontology annotation, molecular function: zinc ion binding; sequence-specific DNA binding. The record is from RefSeq and is a predicted model, not a curated record. The annotation marks the transcript as partial.